AUGCCUCCCGAAUUUUUUGUUUACGAUUCCCACGAUCAAUCUGAAUUCUCAAAUAAAAGUUCUUAUUCAGCAUCUUACACUAACGAUGCUAAUAUUAACGAAGAAAAGAAUUCAAUUCCUGUAGUUUUUGUCGAAGGGUUUUUGGGCCCAGGCAAACCUUUUUAUUGGGGUACAUUACAAUCGCUUCUUUCAAGCUCCUGUGAAAACCAACAUUACCAUCAAAAGAUCUGCAAGCAGAAUAAUAAUGCCAAUGAAGACAAGAAUGAAUGGAAAUCAUGUCACAAAGUUAGACGUUGUAUUUUUGUAUCACCUGGUUGUGGAAGUUCUGUACAUGACAGAGCCGUUGAGAUUUUUUAUCAAAUUAAAGGUGGAAGAGUUGAUUAUGGAGAAGAGCAUGCCCGACAAUAUGGCCAUUCGCGUUAUGGUCGCGAAUAUCCUGGAUUAUAUCCAGAAUGGAGUGUUUCUAAACCCCUUCACUUUCUUGGGCAUUCAUUGGGUGGUAUAACAAUUUGGAAACUUCAACAAUUACUCGCAAGUGAUAUUUUCCCAUCAUAUUAUGAACCUCAUCCUGAUAUGGUUCGAUCUCUUACAGCUGUCUCGGCUCCAUUCAAAGGAAGCCAAGGUGUUUACAUAUUAGGAUCGUGCACAGAAAACGUAGGAUCAGUCCGUCCAUUUAGCUUUGGAGCUUGGCUUAGUAGAUUGGUUCAUAUUUAUGAAUAUUUGGAUAUAAAAUGGUUAAAAAAUUCGACAUAUGAUUUCAAUUGUGAUCACUGGAAUCUAAGUUUAACAAAAAAUUUGAAAUCAUUGUGGAAUGAAUAUUUCAGAGGGAAAGACGAUUCAUAUGACUUGGAUUGCCAAAAAUUAGAAGGGGAAAAAGAAAAAACAUAUGGUCUUUUACAAUGUUUGAUGAAAAGUCCUUGGAUGUAUUGUAAAGAUAACGCACCUUAUGAUAUGACAAUUCAUGCAAUGAAUGAUUUAAAUAAGAAUAGUCGUACCUUUACUAAUACAUUUUAUAGAACUUAUGCUACAUCCAUCGUAAGCAGUUUUAAAUUUUCAUCAAAAACAACAGAAUUUCCUAUAGAUCCAGAACUAGAAUUACCGAAUUGGUACGAAAAUGAUGGAGUAUGCCCAAAAAUUUCGCAAAUGCAUCCCGGUGGAUUCGAAUGUAAUGAUGGAAUGUGUAAACACCAUAAAGGAUUCCCAAACCAUAUUACAGAUAUUCGCGACCCUGAGGUCGAUAAUGAUAUAAUAGAAGAUAAUUUAAAGUAUGAACCAGGAAUAUGGGAUGUUUGGGAAAUAAAUGGUAUUUCACAUUUUGGUCUUAUACCAGUUUGGUACGGAACUAAAGAACAAGACUUAUUUUUUAGAGGAUAUAAAGAAUAUUUAGAUCGUUUGGAUAAAUUAAAGGUUGAUAAAAAGUUAGUAAAUGAUUCAAGUAAUUAUCAAAUAAAAUAG
Molecule: messenger RNA, 1455 nt
Organism: Dentiscutata erythropus
Lineage: Eukaryota; Fungi; Glomeromycota; Glomeromycetes; Diversisporales; Gigasporaceae
Source: the annotation of a GenBank genome assembly